UUUCAUUUGCAUGUGUUUUGUCCACACCCCUUACGAGAUAACGACAGGACCAAGCCUACAGAGCAUUGCCUACAGAGGGAGAAAGUGACACAGCUUGCAGUGUGUGUGUGUAUGCAGAGAAUUUGGGAUACACCGCGUAUUUACCGAGGAAUUAUUUUGCGCCAGAAACUUACUCGUGCCCUCCAUCGCGUUCAAAGUAUCAGAUUCAUUCAGCGCGCGGAUUGAAAGACGCGGAUUUGGAUUUAAGCACCGAUGAUACCAACCCUGACAGACAUGGAGUCCCUCCAAAUCUGUGUCCACCAUGUCCCUUUCUGUGCGCCCCACGCGGAGGGUCGUGGGCAGAUCCAUCACUAGAAGCCAGUCGUUCGCCGGAGUCAACUCCUACGACAAGUCCUACAGGAGUCUUUCAGUGUUCAGCACCCCGGGGUGUGUGAGGAAGACUCCCUCCAGAGCAAGCAGGAUGUUCACGCUCUCCACUAAAUCGCCUCCCCCAAAGGUGCCCCAGCCGGAGCGGCUGGACGAGGUGUACGAGGCCCUCAAGAGAGGACUGCAAUCAUACCUGCAGGUCCAUCAGAUGGAGCUGGACGGUCUAAACAGGCAAAUGAAGGAGUCUAAGAGGAACUCUCGCUUGGGUUUUUUGUAUGAACUUGACAAGCAAGUGAAAGUGAUCGAGAGAUUUAUGAGACGACUGGAGUUUCAUCUUAGUAAGAUUGAUGAGCUGUAUGAGGCCUACUGUAUGCAGCGCAGACUGAGAGAUGGAGCCGAUAAGAUGGUGAAGGCUUAUACUGCUUCUCCCGGCAGCAGAGAGGCUCGAGAAAGCCUGUCAGAAGCUAACAAGAGCUUUAAAGAAUACACAGAGAAUAUGUGCAUGCUAGAGAGUGAGCUGGAGAACCAGCUGGGGGAAUUCCAUAUCAAAAUGAAGGGCUUGGCGGGUUUUGCACGUCUAUGUGCUGGAGAUCAGUAUGAGAUCUUUAUGAAGUACGGUCGUCAGAGAUGGAAGCUGCGGGGUCGGAUUGAAAUCAAUGGCAAGCAAGUGUGGGACAGUGAGGAGAUGGUCUUCCUCCCGCUCAUCACAGAGUUCCUGUCCAUAAAGGUGACGGAGCUAAAGAGUCUGGCCAAUCAUGUGGUGGUGGGAAGUGUCUCGUGUGAGACGAAGGACUUGUUUGCUGCACUGCCACAAACAGUAGCUGUGGAUAUUAAUGACCUGGGCACCAUCAAACUCAGUCUAGAGGUCACCUGGAAUCCAUUUGACAAAGAUGAUCAGUCGUCUUCAGCCAGCACCGUGAACAAAGCUCCUACUGUCAACAAACGAUUUUCUACCUACAACCAGAGUCCUCCAGACACUCCUUCUCUACGAGAGCAGGCCUUCUAUACAGCUCCACGUAGCCUGAUGUCCAAACAGCGCUGGUCCUUACUGGAUGUGUUCAGAGACACACUGACAGAGAAACUGACUCAAAGCUGCUCAUAUAGUGAUGUCACUUCUGUUCGCCUCGGCUCGGCUCUGCUUACCAGUCAUAACAUGUUGAGGAGACAAGAAGACAUGGAGAACGGGACAGCCUGGUCAAACUCCUCUGAAUCCUCAGACGACUCAUCCAGUCCUCAGCUCUCCUUAGCAAUGCGUCACGCUCACAAAAACUUGGUUCAGCCUGAGGUACAAGCUGCUCCUCCUGCCAUCGAAAUCUCAUUUGCACCCCGCGAAUCAGCCACCUCUACUCCCACCCGCCUUGCCAAUCAGAAGGAAGAGGACGAGGAAGAGGAAGAAGAUGAGGAUCUAAAGAAACCAGCAGCCACCAUAAGAGUCACAACAGAGGCUCCUGCAAAACCGGAAGUGCCCAAUGGCCAUCCUCGCUACUCUCGCUCGCUUAGCCAUAUUAGCGAAAUCAGCGCAGAUGGUGUUUUGACAGAAAGAUUGGCUGGGGAAUCCGACGAAGUGACUUCAACGGUCUCUUCGGUAUUAGAUAGUGACAUUUCCAUGGAUGUUCCUCACCGAGCAGAACUGUGUUUUGUUGUACCAGACACUCAGGAGAGCUGCUCUGUUCCUGAUCCCUCAACAAAUGAGCCAUCGUGUCCUGCUGAGCCAAUGAACUGUUCAGAAUGUCACUCUCCUGCUGAAAGCGUAGUUCGUGAGACGGCUGCUGAGAAAGCUUCAGAGCUCACCUGUGGAGAUAAAGACUCUGCCCACAAUGCUUUGUCCCAGCAGAUGGACAAUGGGGAUUGUAGAACUGAUUCCUCUCAUGAGCCGCAACACACAAAGACACAAACAGACAAUCUGCUGGCAGAGAAGUCUGGCUCUUUGGUGGACAGCAGAUCUGUGGGUGGUUUGGAAGGACAGUCCGUGGACAAUGGUCUAGAGGAGGCCCUAAGUGGCGUUUUAUCUUCUCUUGAUGAUUACCGAGGCCAGUUCCCUGAACUACAGGUUCUUGAGCAGGAGCUGAAGAUGCUGGAGGAGACUCUCACGACGCGGAGUCGCAGUCGCUCCUCCAGUGUCAGUUUGACAGUUGAAACGGCUCUGGAAAGCUUUGACUUCCUCAACACAUCAGACCUGGAGGAAGAAGAAGAGGAGGAGGAGGAGGAAGAUGGAGAGAAACAGAGUGUGACAGACAGAAGCAGCACUAAGGAGCGUCCCGCAGCUGUGGAGAGUGCAGGAGAGGACGAGGGCUGUGAGGCCAGAUGUUGGGACACUCCUUCUGGUCCUCUCAGUACAAAUUGCCCAGCUCUAGAUCACACCCUGCUGGUUCAUCUCAAGUACUGCAGCUCACAGCUGCUGAGACUAGGCACCUUUGGGCCUCUGCGCUGUGGAGAAAUGUAUGCUCUAGACCGACUUCUCAGAGAAGCAAGAGUUCUGGAGCUCAUACGGUGGGCCGUGAAGGACUCGAGGGGUGCAGACGUCCAACCAGAAGAAGUUGUUCCUCAGUUAGAUCAGUGUCAGGGGGCCGUGUUGCUGUGGCGUCAGUGUACGGAUGGCUGCGGCGUCUACAGCUCCUCCGCUGAGGCCUUCUUACAGGCGCUCAGUGAUGCUUACGCUAGCAGACUCCCUGAGAGAGGAGCCGGCUUCACUGAUGCAGUUUUUCUGCGUCUGCUGGAGAGGAUCCUGGAGAGGAAGCUGCCCAGGCGUGCAGGAGGCACAUCCAAAGAGAGUCUCACCCUUUUCCAAUUUUGGAGCUACCUGGAGGCAGAGGGAGUGAAUGACUUGGACACACACAUUCCUGAGCUGGCUGAAGAAGUGUGGCUGGUUCAGUGUCUGCAGUCUGGUGAUCAGGAUGUUCUGAUCAAGUGUUUGAAGAAGCCCCCGGAGUGCAGUCUGAAGAGAGAGGGUCUGCGGGCGGUCAGUCUGCUGCUCCGGGACCCGAGAGGGAAAGUGUGCAGCGCCGCCAGUUCCCUGCUGAGGAGUCUAGCAGACCAGACCCGGCACAGGGAGAGGGCGCUGGUGAGCUGUCUAGAGUUACUGGAGGAUGAAAGCAUUGAGACGCGAGUGUGUGGAUGUAAAGCACUCGCAUGUCUGAAGGCCAAAGAGAGCAUCGAGCAGCUGGUGUAUCUGUGCCGGACAGAUAAGGAGGAUGUGAGAGAUGCUGCCAAACAAGCCCUGCUAGUGCUAGGUGAGGAGGGAAAGAUGGCUCAUCGACACCUUGAGUCCUCACAAGAUGGGAUGUCCCGGCUCUUCUCCCCCGGCAGUAUGGCCAGUACAGCGUUCUAACACAAUCAACCGGGCCAAAAACAACACCUUCAAGUAUCCUCACCAUCAUGUUCAUGCCAGAUACAAACUAUUAAAUACACACUAAACGACACACAAAUCACACUCUCACAGAUAGAGUGCCAGCGCUGUCCUCAAAAGAUGUGGACGGAUGCUAUAUACAAUCAUUGGACCAGAGGACUUGUAUAUUAUUAUUAACAUUCUGGACAUGGCCUAAUAAGAUGAACUACUGUAAAGUAAUGUGGAAGUGGGUUUAUAAACAACAUGUGCUGCCUUAUGAUUGGGCCCAAUGGAGUUGCCUUCACAAUUCAAGGACGUUUUUCAGCAAUGCAAGUGGUGACUGAUAGCGACGGGAGAUGAAGUGUUAUUUUCACUUUAAUAAUGCAAGUAGAUGGCGACUACCUGCCGAGUACACGGAGAAACUGGUCGUCUGUAAGGAGUGCUUAUGUGUGCGUGUACAUAUAGAUUGCAGAAUGUACGUUGGUAAAGCAGGAUGGGAAUCAUGGGAAGCGUUUCCUUAUAAAUCCCAAACUUUCAUAGGGACCUUGUUGCCAUAAAAGUGUAACAGUGCCAUUCCAUACUGUCAUAUGCUUUAUUGAUACAGAAUAUAUAUCUAUAUCCCAUUGGAAGUGUAAAUGUUUUGUGUUGUAAUUUAGUUUUAAUGUUGAAAUGCUCAAUGGCAAGCGCAGAUUUCAUUUGAUUCACCAUUUACUUCACUUUUAAGGCACUGGCGAUGUAAAAGUGGUGUAUUUUUGAAGAUGUCAUCAUUAUCAUGAGUGAAAGCUAUGGUGAAUAUUGCUUUUUGCGAUGGGUUUGGGCAACCUCUUCAUGCUCUUUAUAUUUGAAUGAUGUUCGACUCAGAGCAUUUCUCCAGUGCUGCUAGACUGAAAGAGUUGGAGCCAGAGAAGGUUUGUUCAUUUAUUUUAUUUAGUUUUUUAUACGAAUUCAAUCUGUUCCAGACUUAAAUAUGACAAAGAAAACGCCUCUUCAGUGUACAAGUGCCUCGAAUUAGCAUGGGGAGCAAGAGAAUGAGAUAGAUAGACUUAAUUUAAAACUCAAGGACUGUGGUUUAGGAUUGCAAACCGCAGAACAGAUUUAAAUAAAUAUAUUUUUCAUUAUUAUCUACAGAUUGUGCAGCAUUAAGGAAGUGAUUUACUUUUGAUUUUUGUUUUUUAUUUACUCUAAAUAUGUAUAUUGUCUGACAAGGAUAUUGCUGACAUCAACUGUAAAGGAAACUAUUAAAAUUAUGAACACUUAUA
Molecule: messenger RNA, 4950 nt
Organism: Danio rerio (zebrafish)
Lineage: Eukaryota; Metazoa; Chordata; Actinopteri; Cypriniformes; Danionidae
Source: RefSeq, a predicted model, not a curated record